AUGGCUAGGCGUAUCUCGCUCGCCAACGGGCUCCUUGCAGCGACGCCGAAGCGGAGGAGGUUAUGCUCUCCUGCCCGGGCGGCGCUGUGUGCCAUGCUCGGCUUUGUGACCUUGCUGUUCAGUCUGAUUGCCUGGGCAGAGGACAGAGAGCUUGCAAAGUCUCGUCUGCUCGAUGUCGCAGCUCACCACUGGUCCUCGACCUACCUCGAGCACGUCAAAGCCAACCGGUCUGUCUUCAUCGACGCGAGCGAGCCAAAGGCACGCGUGAUAAAGAGCCCUCAGCCAGACGUGCAAGACGUUUACCGGCACGCUAACAGGCCGGCUGUCAUCGUCGUGCGAGGUAGCAUGCCCUCGCUCGACGAUCUGCCAAUCGACAGCCCGCUUCGCACGACAUGGAUCGAAUCGCUCGAGUACAUGGCCGAGGAGUCGCGUCGAUUGUUCCAUGCGCUCUUUGAGGAGGAUCUGCUCAGCGAUAUCAUCGGGAUACCCGGUACCGGCGUCAGCGAUGCGGAAGAGGCUAUCGACUUGCAGACCUAUCUGGACUGUAUGACUUCCGAAGGCAGCUGGGUCUACGAUCCUACGGGUCAACUCAGCCGUGUCGAGCUUGACGGCAACGGCUAUACCGUCCACAAGCAGAACGCACUGUAUGCAUCAUGCGACAAGACGUACUACAAAUCGCCUCAUAGGGUCCCUCUGACUUCGGAUGGCCCUGCCAACGUCAACAGCGAAGCCGACAGCUGGUCUGUGCGUGAAUCGCUCAAAUGGCGGUGGCGAGCGCAUGCGAGCUGCAAGGACAAGAUACCCCAUCACGUCAACGCGACCUCCUUGCAUCUCUCCCGCAAAGACUUUUGCCGGUAUCUGCAGAACAAGUAUAUCAUGAUCAUCGGCGACAGUCCGACGGGAUACCUGACCCAUGAUCUCCUGCUCGAUUGGACGACCGAGAAGCCUGCGACAUGCUACGGCGAUACCUACUGCAAAGAGCAUAUGAUUUGCAGAGGCAAUCUCGAUCCUGUCGUCCUCAAAGCAGAUGCCCGCGAAUCUGACGCUUGGGGACACGAAGACCAUGUCGGGCCUGAACUGCUGCCGCCGCCCAUCUUGACACAGCAGACGCACUUGAGCAAGCGUGACGAUUCCAUUUUCGAGCGUGCCCGUCGAGCACUCAUACCGGAGGAUGACACGAGCGCUCACGGAGCCCCCUUGCCCAUCGCGCCCGAUCUCACAACUCAGGAAGGCGCCAUGCUGCGCUACAGACGCAGCGAUUCUAUGCUCUUGCAUGGCGGUGUUACAUACAAAGGACACGAUGCGCACUAUGUCAAUCCCGCGACUGGCAUCCGCGAAGUCAACCUGUACACUCUCGCAGACGCAAGGCGGUCGGAUCUCGUCAUCAUGUCCAAGAGUCCUUUGCCUGUGCCUGAAGAAACAGGCCACCAGCGUCAUCUGGCCGCUCUGAUCGAUGAUGACGAUGUGGCAGGCGAGGCGAAAGUUUUGCAGAUCAUCAAAGCUGCGGUCAAUAUCACGAUGGAUGUCUGGCUGCCUGACAUCCUGCGUAGCCUGCACACGCUCAAGUCUGUACCGUCCGAUCAGCUUGUCAUCUAUCGAGGCGGUUGGCGAAUGCAGCCCGGUUGUUCAGACCCUUCGGAAUCAGUCGAGACGCCAGCCGAGCUUGCAGAUCCGUUCGAUUGGCAGCGAUGGUGGAAAUCGCCAGGAGACGGGCCUCCGCCUUUCGAUCUUGCGCCUUCGCUCAAGACGCUCUUCUUCCCUGCCCUAGCGCCAGAGCAGCUGCCGGACGACACAACGCCUGUCUUGAACCGACAUGCACUCUUCUACAAUGUGCAGACAGUCUUGCAGAAUCAAAUCCUGCGUACGGAGAUCUUGCCCGCUCUCGGUAUCGUUUUCCUUGAUACAGAGACGCCAAUGAGCAUCUGGCGAUCAGGCCUCGUCGGUGGCUCAACACUUCAGCGUUCAUACCUGGUCGAUCAAACACAAUCGUCCGGUACCAGUGCGAUGCGGAAGCCACAAGCAAGGAAUUGCCUGCAACCCUGUCUGCCCUCGGCCGGACUGGCGCUCGAAGAUGCCUUGAUUGGGGCGCUAUCACGACUCUUCGAAUGGGGCUAUAGCGGCGAGCACUCUGAUCUCUUCCUUGACGAGGCAUACAUCCCGAUCCGGCAGCGCAGCAAAGAGCACUAG
Messenger RNA from Mixia osmundae IAM 14324, 2187 nucleotides. RefSeq lists its product as uncharacterized. The record is from RefSeq and is a predicted model, not a curated record. Bases 1 to 2187 code for a protein of 728 amino acids. NCBI's taxonomy places the organism in Eukaryota, Fungi, Basidiomycota, Mixiomycetes, Mixiales, Mixiaceae. The transcript has a single exon.